Molecule: messenger RNA, 1191 nt
Organism: Phoenix dactylifera (date palm)
Lineage: Eukaryota; Viridiplantae; Streptophyta; Magnoliopsida; Arecales; Arecaceae
Source: RefSeq, a predicted model, not a curated record
UCUCUGAACCCUUUUCUACACUCCAAGCCCAUGAGCUCCCACCAUGCAAUCCGAUUCUAAUGCAGUCCAUGAGGCCAUGCCUCUCCUCCCUCUCCCCUUGCCGCUUCCUCUCCUGCUCCCCUUCUCCCUUCUUCUCCCUCUCUAGCCUCAGCCCCCGCCGCUCCCACGCCUUCCGGACCCUCUCCUCCCUCCGGGAGACGAAGAAGGCCACCCUUCGAAAGGCCUCCAACGUCCCCCGGAACCUCAAGUUCGACAACAGGAAGGGGAGGGACGAUGGGUCCGUCUCCGAGGACGGGGAGGGGGGCUUGGGGGGAGAGAACGCCGUGAAGGGCACCGUUCUCGCGGGGCUUCUGCUGGUUGGAGUAAUCGGGGGGUUCGGGACGGUGGGAUACGUCUAUAAGGACCAGAUCAAUGCCUUUCUCACCCAGUUCUCCGGUUUCAUUGAAGGUUAUGGUCCUGCUGGAUAUGCUCUGUUUGUACUUGUUUAUGCUGGACUUGAGAUUCUUGCAAUUCCAGCAAUCCCAUUAACUAUGUCGGCGGGACUUUUAUUUGGAAGUGUCACAGGGACCAUCAUUGUUUCAAUCAGUGGGACAGUGGCUGCAACUGUAGCCUUUCUUAUUGCUAGAUAUUUUGCCCGAGAACGUAUUCUCAAAUUGGUUGAAGGAAACAAAAAGUUUUUGGCAAUCGAUAAAGCAAUUGGAGAGAAUGGCUUCAGAGUUGUUACACUCCUGCGAUUGAGUCCUUUGCUCCCAUUUUCUCUUGGAAACUAUCUAUACGGUUUGACGUCAGUGAAGUUCGUACCUUAUGUGUUAGGCAGCUCAGUGAUUAAACAUGACUUGGCAUGCAGUUGGUUGGGGAUGCUUCCAGGGACAUGGGCUUAUGUAAGUGCAGGUGCAUUUGGCCGAGCUAUCAUUCAAGAAGAGUCAGAAGUGGGCUUACCAAGAGGAAAUGGCCAAUUAGUGACUCUUGGACUAGGCUUGUUAUUUACAGCCAUUGCCGCAGCUUAUGUAACUCGGCUUGCAAAGGAUGCUGUGAAGGAUAUUGAGUAGAAGCACAACUCGUUGCAAGAGAUUACAAGAAAAUGGGUGCCCCCCUGAUACAAAAUGUAAUUUAGAAGGUAUACAACUGCCUUGUACAUUACUGGCAUCUUUUGAUGCAAUAUAAUAUAAGGCAAUUAAUUUUUCCCAGUCA